CGCCCAGCAGAGGCGGUGUUGGCUUCGUUCCCCGCUCCUCACGGCGGCGCUGUUCCCGGGUGACGGAAGGGGACGCCUACUGCGCAUGCUCCCGCUCGCAAGGCCAGGCCGCGUGUCACGUGUUCCUGAGUGCGGAGGGAGCCGGAGCCCGGGCCGUGGCGCCGCAUGGGGGUGGCUGGUUCAGGGGCUGAAGCGGAGCGAGAACCCGCUGCUUGAAGCACCCGAGGCGUUGCUCCCCUGAAAUCUGAUGGCAGAGGGAAAGAAGCUGUUCCUGAAUCGUUGAGUUUGGGUCUUCAGGUUCCUGUACCUCUUACCUUAAGAAAUCUUCUAUUGAAUGCAGUUCCUAGCAAUUCGUUUCACUAAAUAUCCUUUGUCUGCAUGUACAAUGGUAAUUGACUAAGGCAGCUAUUGAAAGGUAAUUUACAAAAUGUCAACGAGAAUAGCUUCUGUCCACGCCAAGUGGAUUAUAGGAAAAGUGAUUGGAACAAAAAUGCAGAAGACUGCUAAAGUCAGAGUAACUAGGCUUGUCCUGAAUCCAUAUCUGUUAAAGUUUUAUAAUAAGAGGAAGACCUAUUUUGCUCAUGAUCCAAAAGAACAGUGCACUGUGGGUGAUAUUGUGCUUCUGAAGGCUUUACCUGAACGAAGAACCAAACAUGUAAAACAUGAACUGGCUGAAAUUGUAUUCAAAGUUGGAAACAUUAUUGAUCCUAUAACGAAGAAACGCUGCAGUGGGAGCAGAAUUAUUGAGCCCCUCACAGACUUUGAUUCAGAUAUGGGGUCUCUGAAUGACCAAUUGGAGAAUUUGGAGAUCAAUGCUACGCAGAGUAAUUCUGAACAUAACACCUCAACAAAUUGAGCUGAGUAAAUGUUAGUAAAUUUGAACAUGUUUACUGUAAAGUAUAUUCAUGUUCUUUAUUAUUCUCAGUAAAUCAGAAUAUAGUUUUUAAGAUGUGAUUAAUAUUUCUCCUAUCUUGUAUUAUCUUUCCCAUGGUUUUUCUAAUCUCAGAAUCAAAUAAACGCAUUUAAUUAUUGCAUGUAA
This is a messenger RNA of Pristis pectinata (smalltooth sawfish), 1039 nucleotides long. It is a transcript of the gene mrps17, whose product is annotated as mitochondrial ribosomal protein S17. The record is from RefSeq and is a predicted model, not a curated record. Gene Ontology annotation, cellular component: mitochondrial small ribosomal subunit; ribosome. Bases 428 to 856 code for a protein of 142 amino acids. Lineage: Eukaryota; Metazoa; Chordata; Chondrichthyes; Rhinopristiformes; Pristidae. Gene Ontology annotation, molecular function: structural constituent of ribosome. The transcript has 5 exons. Gene Ontology annotation, biological process: mitochondrial translation.